AAAGAAAACAGACCAACACAGCGUGGUUUAAGUAUUCAGCAUUACCUGUCUUUGGUCAUCUCCGGAGAGACCCGUCACUCGUCAGUAACUUAUUCUCACGACGCAAAUCCAAAUGCUGCCAGUAACGUCUCCUUCCCACUUCCAAAUGUCCCGAGCCAUUGCCCUGCACUCUUUCAGCGCGGUCCGGGCGGCUACUCCUUCCCGGCGACCAAGAGUACAGCCUCAGACGCAAGUAAAAGACAGCGGGAGCUGCGAAGCGGCGGCCCUCGGCUUCAGCGGCCGAGGGAAGGAACAGGUGUGGAAGUGCGUGGAGGGCUGCGGAGCCUGCUGCAAGCUAGACAAAGGCCCCGCCUUCGCCACCCCUGAAGAAAUCUUUCAUGACCCAUCUGACGUCCAGCUUUUUAGAAGCUUGAUAGGUCCUGAUGGAUGGUGUGUACACUUUGAGAAGAGCACUCGAAGAUGCUCCAUCUAUGCCGAUCGUCCAUAUUUUUGCCGCGUGGAGCCAGAUAUAUUCAAAAAUUUAUAUGGAAUUGAGAAGAAGAAAUUCAACAAAGAGGCCUGCAGCUGCUGCAGGGAUACCAUUAAAGCAAUUUAUGGAAGCCAGUCAAUAGAGUUGGACAAUUUCAAUCGUGCCACAAGGAGCGGAAAUCGUAUUAAAUUCAAUAGUUUUUCUUAAGGCUUGAUAUAAAUUAUAUUGCUGACAGCCUAUUGUCAGCUUAAGCUUUUAGAUAAAAUGGUUGUGAUGGAGCCAAGUCUUGUGUUUUAUUCUUGUCUCACGUAUUUAUCAUUUUGUUGUCAAAAAAAUUAUGUUAGUUCCCCAUGUUGGGCCUUGCCCAUUGUUUGUUUACCUCUCCACAUGCGAUAAGGGUGCAUGUGUGGGGGAAUGUUGAGGUUUAAUUCACUAUAGCAAUGUGUCCAUGCCUAAUAUUAUUACUCUAGGAUGUGUUAUUUUCACAAAA
Molecule: messenger RNA, 959 nt
Organism: Malania oleifera
Lineage: Eukaryota; Viridiplantae; Streptophyta; Magnoliopsida; Santalales; Ximeniaceae
Exons: 4
Coding region: 113-676 (187 amino acids)
Source: RefSeq, a predicted model, not a curated record